This is a messenger RNA of Aspergillus calidoustus, 1194 nucleotides long. Lineage: Eukaryota; Fungi; Ascomycota; Eurotiomycetes; Eurotiales; Aspergillaceae. The record is from the annotation of a GenBank genome assembly.
AUGGAUGACGACGAUGCGCCCCCUGAUCUUGUGGAUGUUUCCCAGCUUCCAGAGUCCGAACUUCAGACAUCCGAAGCGGACCUACCACCACAGCAACGGGUGCCUAUCACGCUUGUAACGGGAUAUCUUGGUGCUGGUAAAACGACAUUGCUCAACUACAUCUUAACCGAGAAACAUGGCAAGAAGAUCGCUGUGAUUAUGAAUGAAUUCGGAGACUCAUCCGACAUCGAGAAACCAAUGACGGUAAACCAAGACGGCCAAGAAGUAACCGAAUGGCUCGAAGUAGGCAACGGCUGCAUCUGCUGCUCUGUCAAAGACUCCGGCGUAAUGGCCAUUGAAUCCCUCAUGGAACGCCGCGGCACAUUCGACUACAUCCUCCUCGAAACCACGGGUCUCGCCGACCCAGGUAACAUCGCGCCCAUCUUCUGGGUAGACGAUAACCUCGGGAGCUCAAUCUAUCUCGACGGAAUUGUAACCCUCGUCGAUGCAAAGAACAUCCUCCACCUGCUCGACCAGCCUACACCUGAAGAAAUCGUUCCGGACGACCAUGACCACGGGCAUGACCAUUCAGGUCCCAUCCUCUCCAUGGCACACAUGCAAAUAUCCCAUGCGGACGUGAUUAUCCUCAACAAGACUGAUCUUGUUACCGCGGAGGAACUCGAAGCCGUCCGUGACAGAGUCACGGCCAUCAACAGCGCAGCAAAAAUCCAUCUAACAGACCACAGCCGUACGCCGCAGAUCGAGGGCGUUGUCUUGGAUCUGCAUGCGUAUGAUCAUCUUGAUAGUCUUGACUUUAGUCAAAAGGGACAUAGUCACAUUGACCCCGCCAUCUCAACAAUAGCCCUAAACCACCCGCCGCUCUCACCAUCCCAAAUCUCGCGCGUAGACGAGUGGCUGCGAUCCGUUCUUUGGGACUCGACCCUCCCCUGGCCGGCGUCACAAACAACAAAUUCUGAUCCCACCUCAAAGCGUCCUGACUUCGAUAUCCACCGUCUUAAGGGCAUCUUGGCCCUCUCUGACGGGAGCACCAAAAUCAUCCAGGCUGUUCGGGACGUUUUUGAGAUCCGUGACGAGGAACGGUCUCCGGAUGAUGAGCGGAAGAGUCAGUGUAAGCUUGUUUUGAUUGGGAGGGGGCUGGGUGAUGUAGAGUCUUGGCAGAGGAGUUUUGAGGAGUUUGUGACAAGGGAUGAGUAA